ACACAAGUUUAUAUUUUAGGAGAAUUUUAGUCAGACCUGGUAUGUUGCACACACUUGACUCAGACUUUCAAUAUUGUGUAUAUUACAAAUAUUAAAGCGCACUAGUAUAGGUUUUAUCAAGUGACAUUUAAUAUAUGCAGACCAGGAUUUUAUACCUGAAGGCAAUUCACAGCCAUCUGGAGAUAAGACAUACAACUAUUGAAUGAAUCAGGGGAUUUAAAAAUAGGAAUUGUAAAAUCCUGUAUUGAUUAAUUCUCCUAAUUAUUAUGCAACAGAUUAGUUGCGUGGUGUUACCAGGUUCUGUUUUGGGGGAUAACCACUGACGUGGAACUAGAAUAACCCCCCAGGGUGCCCCAGUGUCAAGCUUCAAUGACUCACGGUGUGGUGUGUCCCCUUUCAAUGACAAACUUCUUCAACUGUGAGAAAGAAAAAUAACACAAGGAUUUCCCACUGUAAAACUCCAAAUAACUGAAAGUGAAACUUACUUACUUCUGAGGACUGUGUCUGAUAUAGAAGUGUGUACACUGUGGUUAAUAGUUGGAUAUUGUGAUCAACUGAUCAACUGGGACUUAAAUAUGUUUACCUUGUCUUGUUAAUUGAUAGUAUAUGUGGAUUGUGUUCUGUAAGAUAUGGGGAUCUAAUGCUUCAAUACAAGAUAAAGAAGCUAGUUCAUUGAGGGAUAUACUGUACAAUUAACUACCUUACUGUGGACGUUAGUAAAUAGUGGAGAUAAAAUGACAGUGCGGGACCGGUUACCAGAGUUCGAAGCCAAGCGAGAUCAGUAUGAGAGGGAAAGCAUGCGAGGAAAGAAAGGGAAGAAAUCCAAAAAGGAGGAAGAAGAUGAUUUGUCGUUACCGGGGUUCCUCGAGAAAGUGAAGGGGAUGGAGGGGAAACUGGCACUGCUGAAAGCAGAUGUCAGCGAACUUAAAAAAAUGCAGAACACUCUGUACUGCGCCCCCAAAGUGUCCGACACAGACAUCCAAAGAAUGGAGAACCUGGCAGACAAGAUUCUGUCGAGCUCCAUCACGAUCAGAAAAGACAUAGAACUCCUGUCAUCUGCUGGGACCGACCCCAAGUCACAGAAAAAAGGACUGAUUCUGUCAAACGCAGAACAGCGCGUGCAGAGCAUGCAGAUAGAAAGGCUAUCACAUGAACUUAGAACAACUAUGAAUGACUUCAGAACUAGCCAGGCUAGUUAUCUGGAGAGAACAAAAGCUAGACUUAAUAAACAGAGACAGAUAGCUGCAAUAACGGGGGACCCCCAGUACGACGUCAACACAAACUCCGUGAAUUUAGAUCUGAACUUUCAGAACACCAAUGCUUUCAUCGAUCCUUAUUUCCAGGAAUCCCAGAAAGCUAUUUCUGAGUUACAGGACCUUCAGGAGCGAGAGCGGGAACUGAGUGACCUUGAGAGCCAGAUUCAUGAGGUCAACAUGUUGUUUAAAGAAAUGCACGGACUGGUACAAGACCAGGGUAAAAUGGUAGACAAUAUAGAGAAACACGUAGAACUAGCAGUAGAGGAUGUACAGAGUGGGAAUCAGCAGUUAGCAGAGGCAAAGAAACAUCAGUGUGCUGCAAGGAAGAAAAAAAUCAUCUGCUUCUCCAUCCUAAUUACUGUCAUUGUAAUUGUCGUUAUAAUCAUUGUUGUGACGAUGACCAAUAGUGAUUCAGAGUGAUAAAAUACAGGGUGUAGAAUAGCGGUAAUUUACAGUGACCAUUGAACUACACAUAUAUGUAC
Molecule: messenger RNA, 1738 nt
Organism: Saccostrea cuccullata (small rock oyster)
Lineage: Eukaryota; Metazoa; Mollusca; Bivalvia; Ostreida; Ostreidae
Product: syntaxin-1A-like
Exons: 1
Coding region: 735-1676 (313 amino acids)
Biological process (GO): vesicle-mediated transport; intracellular protein transport; vesicle fusion
Cellular component (GO): endomembrane system; SNARE complex; membrane
Molecular function (GO): SNARE binding; SNAP receptor activity
Source: RefSeq, a predicted model, not a curated record